Rhodotorula toruloides NP11 is the source of this 2103-nucleotide messenger RNA. Its product is annotated as inorganic anion exchanger. Bases 1 to 2103 code for a protein of 700 amino acids. Gene Ontology annotation, molecular function: solute:inorganic anion antiporter activity. Gene Ontology annotation, cellular component: plasma membrane. Gene Ontology annotation, biological process: monoatomic ion homeostasis; transmembrane transport; borate transport. The transcript has 12 exons. The record is from RefSeq and is a predicted model, not a curated record. Lineage: Eukaryota; Fungi; Basidiomycota; Microbotryomycetes; Sporidiobolales; Sporidiobolaceae.
AUGGAGGGCCACACCCAAUCAACAGCAACAGCGACGACCGCAACCGCACGCGACGACACUCACCCGCAUCUCGUCGCAAACAACCUUGCCACCGACUCGAACGACACGACGAGAACGGUCGACAGCUCGUCUCGCACGGCAACACGCUCGCCGUCCAUCGAGUCGACUCGCAAAGCUGGGCGCGAUGGAGCACGGCGCCGCGAACGCACUUUCUCGCCCGACCGCCGUCCCUGGCCUGAACGGAGCUGGGCGUACGAGCUGAUGCCGUUCAGGGGCAUGUACAACGACGUCAGGAGGAGGCUGCCGUUCUAUGUCAGCGAUUGGACGGAGGGACUGCGCCCGAAGAACUGGGAGAGGGUCGUCGGAGCGACAAUCCGCAUGUACUUCCUCAACCUCAUGCCCUGCCUCGCCUACAUCAUCGACAUGUACGUCCGCACCGACGGAACGUACGGCGUCAACGAGGGCAUCCUCGCGUCGGCCAUCGCGGCGCUAUGCUUCUCGCUCUUCUCCGUCCAGCCUUUGACGAUUGUUGGAGUCACCGGUCUAAUCAACUUGUUCAACUAUACGACUUUCGACAUCCUGCGCAACUACGACGUCAACUACAUACAGUUUCAAGCCUGGGUUCUCAUCUGGGCCGCCAUCAUGCACUGGAUCUCGGCCGUCUUCAAUCUCUGCGACUUCACCCGCUUUAUCACCGACAUGACCUCCGAAUCCUUCGGUCUCUACGUCGGCAUCAUCUACAUACAGAAAGGCGUCGAGCUCCUCGUGUACGAGUUCGAUGCCGGACGCGGACAAGCAGGAUGGUUCUCCGUCGUCGUCGCGAUCCUCUUUGCUUUGUCCGUCUACUUUGUAGAAAGGGCUGGGACGCUACACUUCGGCCCUUUCUGGGCUCGCAAGGCGCUCGUAGACUACACCUUUGCGGCGGCUAUCAUCUUCUACACAGGAUUCGUACACAUUCCCGGAUACAUCAAGAGCAGCGAUAUCCAGUACCUUCCCAUCAGUGCUACGUUCCGCCCCACCCUAGACCGCGACUGGGUUGUACCCUUCUGGAAUCUGCCCGUCAAAUGGGUGUUCGUCGCCCUUCCUUUCGGCUUUCUCGUCACGCUGCUAUUCUACUUCGACAACAACACCAGCUCGGUGAUGGCCCAAUCGCGCGGGUUCCCCGUCAAGCGCCCCGCCGGCUUCCACUGGGACUUCUUCCUCCUCGGCUGCACGACCUUCGUAGCCGGUAUCAUCGGCCUCCCCGCACCGAACGGACUCGUCCCUCAAGCGCCGGUACAUACCGAAGCGCUGAGCGUGACAAAGAUGGUUCCUGCGCAGGCAGAGUUGAGUGAGGGGGGCUUCUUUGAGGGCGAUGUGAAGAGGGCGCACAGGGAGGCGGAUAGGGAGGUUGAGAAGGGUGCGGAGAGAAAGCCGCUCAAGGUUGUGAGGACGAGGGUUGUCGAGCAGAGGAUCUCGCACUUUGCGAUGGCGAUGCUAACCCUCGGCACCAUGUCCCGCCCGCUCCUCGUCGUCCUCGGCCUCAUGUCCCGCGCCAUGUUCGCCGGCAUCUUCCUUGUGGUCGGCUGGGGCUCAGUCGAAGGCAACGGCAUCGUGCACAAGACGCUCUUCCUCCUCCGCGACCGGCGCAUGACGCCUUCCUCCCACCCGCUCUUCAACAUCAAGAAGUCGUCGAUCGUCAAGUUUAUCGCGAUACAGUGGCUCUUUUUCGCGGCUAUGAUUGCCGUGUCCGAGACUAUCGCUGGUAUCGCCUUCCCCAUCUUCCCCCUCGCUCUCAUUCCCGUCCGGUACUACCUCGUCCCGCGCCUCUUCACGCCCGAAGAACUCGUCGCUCUCGACGCCCCAACCGCCAACUCUGCUGCCGUGCUCGUCUCGCUCGGCGGACCUCUGCAGCCUGAAUAUGGGCAGCCAAGGGCGAAGAGCGUGGAGGAUGAGGAGGAGAAGGUUGGAGGUGAGAAGAGGGGACGGACGAGCGGAUUGAUGGAUGAGGAGGGGAGAGUCGAAGGGCUCAGGAGGCGCGAGGCGUUGGAGAGGGAGGAGCAGGAGAAGGGUGUGCCGGGUGGAGCGGCGGGUCUGCAGCGGAUCGUCUCGAUCAAGCGGUAG